Centropristis striata (black sea bass) is the source of this 6156-nucleotide messenger RNA. It is a transcript of the gene adgra2, whose product is annotated as adhesion G protein-coupled receptor A2. Gene Ontology annotation, cellular component: plasma membrane; Wnt signalosome. Gene Ontology annotation, biological process: sprouting angiogenesis; positive regulation of canonical Wnt signaling pathway; central nervous system development. The transcript has 19 exons. Gene Ontology annotation, molecular function: protein binding; G protein-coupled receptor activity. The record is from RefSeq and is a predicted model, not a curated record. Bases 624 to 4781 code for a protein of 1385 amino acids. Lineage: Eukaryota; Metazoa; Chordata; Actinopteri; Perciformes; Serranidae.
CACACAGGAGCCGAUCAAGACCAGCUUACAUUUUUGUCAGAACUAACAGUUUUUUCCCCAGUUUUUAAAUUUAUUCAAAGUUGCGCUUGGAGAGAAGCCUAAGCAGAGACAUCCGGGAUCGGAGAAAACUGAGGGAAAGUUUUAAAAGCAGCGAAACAACUGAAAAAAGUUUGAGGAUAUAUUUUUUUCUUUACUUCUUCUUAUAGAUGAUCUGGACGUGACUGCACAGUCAUCAGCCACCUGGAUUAACUUUUAGAGGGCGAGAUGGCGGUCAUCUGGACGCUCCCAAAGUGAUGCAAAUUUCUUCAGGUAAUUAAUAAAACCACCAACUUUUAAAGUCAGAAUACUGCGCCUUUUUAAGAGUUGAAGACGCUUGGUUGGACUCACACAUCCCUUGAGUUUAUCUGGACCAAAGGGAGUUGUGCGCCCUGGCUGCCAUGACAUAACGGGACACUUGGAAAAAUCAAGGCUGCUGAAAAUUUAUCAAAUGACCGGAUGAUGCGUGUCCAUUGUUAAGCGGGGAAGCUGUAACUUUACCAUUCAUUCAAGACCUCAUUCAAGAUCAUCCUGCUUCCUCCUUCCUCCCCUCACACCCUCUGAAGGCUUCAUGGUGGAGAUAUGGGAUGACUGGAGGCGGGGGUGCAGCUGAGGUGAGAUCCAGCCGAAGGACAAUGUUUGCGCCCGGCGUUGGCAUCCCUCUGCUGCCGGGGCGUCUGGUACUGAUGCUGCUCCUGCUGUCCGCCUCCGGGCCCAGGCUCUCCCAGGCUUGUCCCGGUCUGCUCGCCUCCACCAGCGGCUGCAGCUGCACGGACGAUCGGUCCAAAGUGCCCGGCGCCCAGACUUUGGGGAGACGGGUAAGCUGCAGUAAAGAGGAGCUGACUGAACCUCCGGAUGCCAGCCUGCUGCCCAACAGGACCGUCACUCUGAUACUGAGCUACAACAAAAUCAGAGUUCUGAGAAACGGCUCCUUCUUUGGACUUUACGCUCUGGAUAAACUGGACCUCAAGCACAACUUAAUCAGCACCAUCAUGCCUGGAGCCUUCCAGGGCCUGUCUGAUCUUCGGAAACUAGAUCUAUCCAACAACCGCAUUGGCUGCCUGACUGCAGAAAUGUUCCAGGGGUUGACCAAUCUCACUAAACUGAACCUCUCUGGAAACAUCGUAUCAACCAUGGAUCCAGGAGUGUUUCAGGAGCUGCCGUCACUUAAGCUAGUGAACUUCAACUCAGACUACCUGUCAUGUGACUGCGGGUUACGUUGGGUCCCUGGAUUCUUUCGUGGCAGUCCAGCCCGUUUGGGGGAAGAAACCCUGUGUGCCUACCCCCGGAGCCUGAGGGGACAGCCCCUGCGUGGACUAAGGGAUAGCCAGCUGAGCUGUGACGGUCCUCUGGAGCUGCACACCUUGUCGCUGCUGCCGUCCCAGCGUCAGGUGGUCUUCAAAGGCGACCGGCUCCCCUUCCAUUGCACCGCUGCCUUGGUCGACAAGCUCACCACCUUACACUGGCGUCACAAUGGUCAGCUGGUGACCUCCGACCCCGAGAUGGGCGUCCAGCUGGAGAACAGCGUGCUGCACGACUGCACCUUCAUCACCAGUGAGCUUAUUCUAUUCAACGUGCAUUUGGAGGCCAGGGGAGAGUGGGAGUGUGUGGUUUCUACUGGGCGGGGCAACACGUCUCGCAGUGUUGAAAUAGUGGUGCUGGAGAACAGUGCCUCCUUCUGUCCAGAGGAUAAAGUUGUCAACAACCGUGGGGAGUUCAGGUGGCCCAGGACUCUGGCAGGCAUCACCUCACAUCAGUACUGCCUGCAGCUGCGGUACCCCUCCCUGUCUGUGGAGGGAGGUAUUGAGCAGAAGAAAGCCUCUCGGUACUGUGACCAUUCUGGAAACUGGCAUGACGGUGACUAUUCAGACUGUCACUACACGAAUGGCAUCACUCGUGUCCUGCAUACCUUCAUCCUGAGGCCCAUCAAUGCUUCCAAUGCUGUCACUUUGGCACACCAGGUGCGCACAUACACCCUGGAGGCUGCCGGUUUCACCGACUCGGUGGAUGUGUUGUAUGUGGCGCAAAUGAUGGAGAAGUUUAUGGAAUAUGUCAGACAGCUGCGAGAUUUGUCAGAGGUGUUGGUGGAGAUGGGCAGUAACCUGAUGCAGGUGGACGACCAGAUCCUUGCUCUGGCCCAGAGAGAGAAGAGAGCGUGCAGCUCCAUAGUGCACUCUCUAGAGACACUGGCCUGGCCUCAGCUACACGGCCAUGCUCAGGACUUCUCCAUGGUGUCAAGGAACAUUGUGAUGGAGGCCCACUUCAUUCGGCCAGCCCACUUCACCGGAAUAACCUGCACUGCAUAUCAGCGUCGCGAGGUCUCAACGGGCAGCUUGGCAAUGGAAACAUCAGAGUCAGCUCAUGAACAGCAACUUCGAUUUCGCUGCAGCACCGGCUCCCAUAACACCUCCCUCAAGAAUUUCCCCCUAAAGAAUUCAGUAGCCCUGGCCUCUGUGACUCUCCCAGCUUCUCUUUUUCCUCCGGAUGCUCCUGCAGACUGUAAGCUGCAGUUCGUAGCCUUCAGAACCGGCAGCUUUUUUCCUCUGUCUGGUAACUCAAGCAACACUGGGGAGCACUCUCGCAGACGUAGUGUCAACACUCCUGUCAUCUUUGUUGGCCUAGACGGCUGCGAUAUGUGGAACCACUCGGAGCCCAUCUGGGUGUCGCUGCGCCACUUGUCCCCUGGUUCUGAUGCUGUGGCAGCCCAGUGGAGUCUGAAGGCUCUGGAGAAACAGGGAAGCUGGAGCCAGGAGGGCUGUGAGCUGGUCCACAGUGACAGCAGCACCUCCACCAUGCGUUGCUCUCUGCUUAGCAACUACGCCGUGCUGCAGGAGGUGCCUGACUUCCCCAACUCCACACCCAUCUCUGUCAGGGUGCUCCACCCUGUGGUCUAUGCCUGCACUGCAGUGCUCCUGCUGUGCCUCUUCACCAUCAUCAUCACACACAUACUCCACCACAGUUCUAUUCACAUAUCAAGAAAAAGCUGGCACACAUUACUGAAUACCUGCUUCCAUAUCGCUAUGACGACAGCCAUCUAUGCAGGAGGCAUUAGCCUGACCAGCUACCCAGUGGUUUGUCAAGCGGUGGGCAUCGCCCUGCACUACUCCUCUCUGUCAACUCUGCUGUGGAUCGGAGUCAGUGCCCGGGUCCUCUACAAAGAGGCUGUGUGGAGAAUGCCUCGGCAACCAGAGGGAGAGUCUCCUGCUCCACCUACUCAGCGACCUAUGCUCAGGUUCUACUUGAUAGCAGGUGGAGUUCCUCUUAUCAUUUGUGGGAUCACUGCAGCUGUCAAUGUCAACAACUAUGGAGACAACAGCCCUUACUGCUGGCUGGUAUGGCGCCCUAGUCUGGGGUCCUUCUUUGUCCCUGCUGGACUGGUGGUGCUGGUGACCUGGAUCUAUUUCCUGUGCACUGUGUUUCGCCUGAGGCACCGUGUGGGUAAAGAAUGCACAGGAACCACGCUGUCCUCUCCUGUGACCGAGAGCCAGCCUGCACUGGCAGGAAGCACCAGCCUCCUCUCCACAGACUCAGCAGCAGGACCUUUAACCCCUGUUGUGGUGCCAGAGGACCAGUACUCACUGAAGACACAGUUCUUGGUGCUGGUGGCAACCCACUUCCUGUUUGUGGUUCUGUGGUGUUGUGGAGCCAUGGCAGUGUGGCUGACAGCCUGGCUCACUAGCUUCUUGUUUAGCUGUCUCUAUGGGACGGCUGCCUCAGGUCUGGGGGCGUUUCUGGUGGUGCACCACUGCGUUCGACGUCUGGACGUGCAGGCCUCUUGGCUGGCAUGUUGCCCAGGCUAUCGCCGCUCCCAUCCUAUGUCUACUUACACGCACACCUGCACUACCGGGAGUGGAGUGCAGACCUCUGAGCAGGGAUCACAACUUUUCAUCAACUGCCAUCCACCAGGCGACUCUCAUAACUCCUCAUCAGCUCGGUCAUCGUCCACGCCAAGUGGAAUCAGCAGCGUGGGUCCCGGCCCCUGCAAGCUCACCAACCUGCUACAGGUGGCACAAGACAAUUCAAACAAUGCAUCACGUGCCCCUGCGGGCAACCACACCAGCACCAGUACUGACAACACCACCAAGCCAACAAACAAUGUUCUGCCCACCAUUAACUCUGCAGCCCCAGUGCAUCCCCAGAGAAGGAAAGUGAGUAGCAGAACUAAACAAGGAAGCAGCCAUUAUCACCAUCGGGGUGAGGGCAGGGGUCACUAUCGUCUCAAAGCCCUAAGGACUGCUGGAGGUGGGGGCAGCUUGGGAGCUUUAGGACCCACUGGUUUAGAGCACCUCAGCUCUGCACAUGUGGCUCACAAACAGGCCACGAGUGAGAAUGGCAGCAUCCACCACAGCCUUUCAGAGAAUCAGGCCAGCCCGCUCACCAACGGGAAGCGCGUUGGAGAGUCUGUGGCGACCAGCCCCUCAGAGGGAAGCGACGGGGGCAGCAGCGGGAGUCGCAAACCCUUCCCCCUGCUGCCUUCUAUGGCCACUAGAGCGGCCAUGCACGGAGCUCAGAGACGAUGCGCCAGCAAAGACAAUCUGAAACUGGCUGCCGCUGUGGAGCGAGACACUAAGCGCUGCUCCUACCCUUUGAACAGUGUCACCACCACUGUGCCUGGGGCCGCUGCCUCAAAUGGCACCCUCAAAAACUCAGUGCUGGAGCUGGAGCAGGACAUGAGUGGCACAGACCAAUCCCAGAGCUCCGUUGGAAUGAAGAGUGGUUUGUGGAAAAGCGAAACCACAGUGUAACCUAUACUUAUAUGUGAACGUCUAUGCAUGACCUUAAUGAACUCUUAAAUGAUUGGGUUAUGUUUUAAUGGUCUCUUGAUUAUAAUAAUUAUAUAAUUUAAGAUAUAAAAUCAUGAAGGCAUCCAGGACCCUAAACUGGUACUUUUGCCUCUGUAGCAUUGUAAGAGUUUGCUGUGAAAUGUUAAAAAAUAAUAAGGCAGGUUUUUUAUUGUCAUUUUCAAACAUAAGAUACUCGUUUAUUUUAUUCAUUUCACAAAAAAAAUGUACAUGAUAUCUCUAAAAUUGGCAUAUGAUGUUGAUUUUGGAUGUCUAAUGAAAGCUUUACUGUUUUAGUUGUGAUUUUCCUAUGCAUAUCACCUAUAGCAUGAAAUGGAACGCAAGACAGUUCAUUUCCAAAGUACAGCUUUAUGCAUUUAAUCUGUGGACAACCUUUCACCCCUAUGUUUGCUUCAAGUAAAUGUUUGCGUGUGCUCAUGUAUGCCUUUGUAUGUCCUGUAUGAGUGAGUGAGUGAGUGAGUGAGUGAGUAUGUGCGUGUGUGCGUGUGUUUGAAGGAGAGUAAUUGUUUGACUGGCUGUACAGAAUCUCUGAGUGAAUUAAAGAAAAGCUAUGCGAGACUUUUGAAUAUAUGAUAAGUGUUUAUUUUUUUUAUCAGCACUGACAGAGCUCCUCUCAUCUAAUGAAUUCAAAAAGAAAAGAAACUAGGGUUCCAGAAGAAGUUAUUUUCUGGACUUAUGCAGGAAUGACUGCCCCCUCCUGGGUGGCAGAGGAACUUUUCAGUCAUGGUCAGAGAUCUGUAAUGUGUAGCCUUGCAACUCAGGUAAUUCUCACAGGUUUUGUUGUCCUAAACUUAUCAAACUCAUGCUGACAUAACAAUAACACUUCUCACUAUAAUUUAAAUUGUGUUAGGUAAUAAGGGCCUGACCAAAAUGCCAGAAUGCAGAUCACAAGCUUUCUUAAUAAAUUCAAACAUAAUGUUGCCUUCACUUUACUUCUUCUUUCUAGUCAAUUUCAUACUCUUGUAAUUCAGGAAAUUGCAUUAACAGGAAAUGGUGUUUCUACUAGGUCAUUGUCUAUGCAUUUUCCUAUUGUUCUUCAGGAGGAAGUCUUCAUGAAACCAGAGGAUCACACGCCGUAUGUUGUUACAACUAGGUGUUAAUAUGGUCGUUCUGUUGUGCAUAUAUUCUGUGUGCAGUACGAGCUUUUUGACCAGCACUGAAGAGGAUCCAUUCAGGGUGUAAAACAUGAAAAUGAUCAUGUAUUCCAUCUGACUGUGGCUUAUAUUGAACCACUCAUGGAAAACACAUAUAAACAUUAAGAUCGACUUGUCUUGUUUAUGAUUCAGUAUAAAUUUUAGUUUCAUCAUGUUCAGGGACU